This is a messenger RNA of Syngnathoides biaculeatus (alligator pipefish), 2221 nucleotides long. RefSeq names its product coenzyme Q8A, genome duplicate b (gene coq8ab). Bases 361 to 2052 code for a protein of 563 amino acids. The transcript is spliced from 15 exons. Gene Ontology annotation, molecular function: kinase activity. Gene Ontology annotation, biological process: ubiquinone biosynthetic process. NCBI's taxonomy places the organism in Eukaryota, Metazoa, Chordata, Actinopteri, Syngnathiformes, Syngnathidae. The record is from RefSeq and is a predicted model, not a curated record. Gene Ontology annotation, cellular component: extrinsic component of mitochondrial inner membrane.
UUUCCGCACGUCUUGAACACAUCACGCGUGUCCACUUUAGGGACCGCCUCUUCCUCGGACACGUCACCAGUCGCGCAGCCCACGGCGAGCAGCCGUUUGUCUUCCUUGAGGCGUCGAGUGACAAAAAAAAAACGCUCCCGCGCGGCCUCCGCCUCGUUUUAGGUGAACUUUACCUCAGUCGCGAGCGGCCCACCCCGCCCGCCGCUUGACCGUCCACCCCCGGGGGGGUUCCGGCGGCUUUCUCGGCUAGAAAAGUGUCGUCCUUGAGGCGGAGGGGGCGACGACGUCGAGUCAGAUGAAGGUGAAGCGCUCCCGGGCGCGUGUUCCAAACAUCUGCGGUGCGAGCGGCGGGCGGGCACCAUGACAGGAGACGCGGUGGUGCGCACUGGGCUGGCGUGGAUCAAGCAGGCGGUGGGCCGGGUCACGGCGGGAAGCGUGGCCGGCGGAGGGAGCUUCCAUGCCGGGUCGGCGAGGGAGACGUUGCGCAAACGGCAGGAUUUCCGCGGCUAUUCCUCCCUCGCCGGCAGGCCCGACGACGGAGGCGAGGCCCGCGGAACCGGCGCCGAGCGGCCCGGCUGGCGCCCGGCGCGCGGCCCCCGCCGGGCGCUGACGCAGGGCAAGCUGACGGCGGAGGACCUGGACAAAGCGAGAAGCGCCAAGAAAGCUCAGCCCAAGCCCUACAAGCAAGCGCUGAGUGAGAACGCACGAGAGAGGAAAGUGCCGGUCACCCGGAUCGGACGCCUGAUGAGUUUCGGAGGCUUGGCGGUUGGGCUUGGCCUCGGCGCCAUCGCGGAAGUGGCCAAGAAGACGUUCAACCCUCAACACAAACAAGGCAUUAAAAAGUCGGUCCUGGACUCCAACGCCUUCCUGUCCGAAGCCAACGCCGAGAGGAUCGUGCGGACGCUGUGCAAAGUUCGGGGGGCUGCGCUGAAACUGGGACAGAUGCUCAGCAUCCAAGACGACGCCUUCAUCAACCCUCAGCUGGCCAAAAUCUUCGAGCGGGUCCGCCAGAGCGCCGACUUCAUGCCCACCAAACAGAUGACGAAGGCGAUCGGCGCCGACCUGGGCCCGGACUGGCGCCAGCGGCUGGAGUACUUCGAGGAGAAGCCGUUUGCCGCCGCCUCCAUCGGUCAAGUGCAUCUGGCCAGGCUGAAAGACGGAAGAGACGUCGCCAUGAAAAUUCAGUAUCCUGGCGUGUCCAAGAGUAUCGACAGCGACGUGAACAACAUCAUGGCGGCGCUCAGCUUAAGCAACGCGUUGCCUGAAGGUCUGUUCCCCGAGCAUCUGAUUCAGGUCAUGAGCAGAGAGCUGGCGCUGGAAUGCGAUUAUGUCAAAGAGGCCAAAUCUUGCACAAAGUUCCAAGAGCUGCUUAAGGACCACCCGUUCUUCUACGUGCCCGACGUCAUCGAGGAGCUGAGCGGCCGCCGCGUGCUCACCACCACGUUGGUGUCCGGCUUCCCGCUGGACCGGGCCGUCGACCUCCCCCAGGAACUCAGGAACGAGAUUUGCGAGCAAAUCCUGAUCUUGUGCCUGAGGGAACUUUUCGAGUUUCGCUUCAUGCAGACCGAUCCCAACUGGUCCAACUUCUUCUACGACCCGGACAAGCACAAGGUGGCGCUGUUGGAUUUUGGCGCCACCAGGGAUUUUGACAAAAGCUUCACUGACAUCUACAUCGAGGUUAUCAACGCAGCCGCAAACCAAAACCGAGACGAAGUCCUGCGGCGAUCCCGAGACAUGAAAUUCCUCACCGGAUUUGAAUCGAAGGCGAUGGAGAGCGCCCACGUGGACGCCGUGAUGAUCCUGGGCGAGGCCUUCUCGUCGACGGUGCCGUUCGACUUCGGCGCCCAGAGCACCACGGAGCGCAUCCACCGCCUCAUCCCGGUGAUGCUCCGCGAACGGCUCACGCCGCCGCCCGAGGAGACGUACUCGCUGCACCGCAAGAUGGGCGGCUCCUUUCUGGUCUGUUCCAAGCUCAAGGCCCGGGUGGCCUGCGGGGACAUGUUCCGAGACGCCUACGCGCGAUACUGGCGGGACGGACGGCCCGCCGCUUGAAGCCAUUUUCCCCCCCGCCACAAUUUUCACACGCACAAUUGAUUGAUUGAUUGCCGCCAAACGUGGCCUUGAUGUGGAUUAUUUCACAUACUUCUGCCUUAUUAUGGGAUGACAAAGGUGCAUGAAUGCUUUAAAUUAAUAAAGUGUCAGUUUAUUUGUACAAAAAUGA